AUGAAUAACCUCGAAGCUAAAGGUACGUCAGAAGACUUAAGCCAGUGGGCAAAGUCAGUAUCAAUACUACCAAAAGAUGAGUUUUUACACGAACUUAUGGAGCUGAAAGACUAUGAAUGGCAAAGAGUUGAUGAUUUGGCACCUGUUCUCCCAGUUCUCGACCGAAUUAAUGGACUUUUGCAGGAUUCGCUUUCCACUCAUGAUCUUGAUCUCCUUGGGAUUCUUUUAGACAAGACUCAGAUCCUGCUAAAGCCUGCAACUUCAAAGGCCCUUUACAACUCAAUUGACAGCUUAAUCUUCAUUCUUGAUUUCUCAGAAUGGGAUCUGGUCUAUAAAGCACUUCAAGUGCUUUAUCUAGUAGCUAACAGGAUCAAUCCGACUAUGAAAAGCACGAAGGCACAUCGAAACCAUAAAUUGACCCACAAAUUAUACGUGAUUGGGCUUGGCUCGCAGCUUCACAACAAUACUUCGAUUCCUUUGCAAACUCUCUGCAGUGAUGAAGAGAUCCCUUCCUUCCAAAUCCAAGAAGAGCUUAUAGGGACUAAUGAGACUCCUGAAGACCUCAAAUAUAUUAUUUUGAACCGAAAGAGAAUUAAUGCUUCUCUUCACAGCUUUCAUGACCGCCAACUGAUAGUCUCUUGCCAACUCCUGGCACUGAGCAUUUUUCUGCAAGUUUCACCUGAUUUUCAUAUGCUGCAAGAAUUCAAUAGGUCACUUCCAGAACUGUGGCUGCUGCCUGCAAUUUCAGAACUGCUAAGAAUGCCAGCAAGUCCACAGGUUCAUAUCCAAGCGAUACAUUUGCUAAGUGCAGUUUUAGUCAUGCUGGAAGGGCAGCCAUCUCGUCAUGAAGUCACCCAAAAUCAAUUAAUAACAGCAACUCAUAACUUAUUAGCUGCUUGGCAGCAGCAUGGCUUAAUGCAAAGCUUAUUACGAGACAUUGUAUACCCUAUUCCAGCCUUGAUAAUCACAGAAACAGCUAGAUCGAGUGACUUUAUUGACGGAGUCUUACACUUAGCCAGUAUUUUUGCUGAUUAUAAGUACAGAGUAGAUUCUUCUCAUGUGCCUGGUAUGAUAGUAUCAUUGCUACUUAUGCUGAAAAUGCCUGAAAAUAACACAUAUAGAUACUCUUUAACAUCAAUGGCAAAGGCCACCAGAAUUUUGACUGUUCUCAUAUCGCAUUCCAUUGAUAUGUUUAGAGAGCUAGAUGGUCUCGAUACUGUUCUUCAGUUAACUAAUAACGAAAUUGAGCUAUUGACGAGCCCUCAAGACUGCUUCUACUCUUUUACUGCUGAUAUUAUACCGACAGAGACUACAAGAGCUGCAUUAUUAAGACCAUUGCUGACUCUCCUUAUUUAGCGAAAAAAUUGGAAAAUGCUUAUUUUAAAAAAAAUCUUCCAUCAUUAAAAAUAUUUUAUAUUUUUUUUAAUUUGAUAUAUGAUUAUUAGUUAAUUUAAUUAAUUUUGAGUAGCAUUUAAAACUGAAAUCGUAUUAUUUCAUUUCAAAUAUUUAAAUAUUUGAAUAAUUUCUUUUAAGUGGCCAUCUUUUUGCGAGUAAAAAAUCAUGCUCAGUAAAUAAAUGAGGGAAUAAGGGUAAUAAAAAUUGUGUUGACCAAAGCAGAACCUGGAGCUGCACAAGAAGAAGUUAGAGAAAUUUUGGAAGCUGGCUUGAUAAAGUCACUGAAAAAAUUAUUUGAAAAGCAAAGAUUUGAUUUAUAUGAACCAGCUAUUCAAAUUUUAAAUACAAUAAUCGGAGAAGUCCCUAUUGUUGCUGAAUGGAUAGCAGACGGCACUUUGGUUGCUUUUUUUAACAGCUUAGAAACAACACUGCCCCCAAAUUCCAAACUUAUGGGAGUGAUCACCAGGUUUUUAUGUCAAAUAUCUCUGCAGGCUGAAGGCGUUCAAUUAAUAGAAAGAUUUAGCACGAUUUCAAGAAUUUUACAAGCCCUUGGUUCAAUUGAUACUAGUGUGCUAUCAAAUGAUGUAGCUGUAGGAAUAGGAGAAAGUUUGCAGGAGCUAAUGACCAUUGUCCCUGGGAUCAGAGAUAAAGCUGUUGAAGGAUGCAUUCAGCUGAUUUAUAACUUGAGAUCAUGCGAUUUAUCAGCAAAAGAGUCAUUUUUUACGCAGCUUACCAAUAUAGGCAGACUGCUAGCGAUGCUCUUUAACUAUUCAACUGACUUGAUAAGAGGGUUCUUAGACAAUGGAGGCUUAGAAGAGUUUUUGGGGCUGUUUAGGCUGCCCAUUUUGCCACUGACUUAUAGUAAUGAGUUUCAUACAGUUUUGACAUGCUUUAAAUCGAUUCCUGUAAAUUUGACGCCAAUUGUUCUUGGAAAAGUUUUGGAAGCUUUGAAUCAGCAAUUAGGGAAAAUGGAAGAUAUAAUUGGAGACUUAAAAACGCUUUCAGAUAUCAGCCAUGUCACUGACGACCUAAAAACCCAAUUUAUGUUCAUCUUGACUGCAACUGACUCUUACGUCGAAAUGACGAGACUUGUCCUCCAAUACGGCACUGGAGUCACCAAUAACAUUAAUGAGCUCUGCAACACCCUUAAUAGGCUUUCCUAUUAUAUGAGACUUUUAAUAGCAGAACAAGCCAGACUUUCAGCAUUUAGCAAAUCCAACGAAAAGUUCACAAAUAAAUUCAACAUGCUAAUUGACAUCCAGAACAUAGAAAACGCUGAAAUGAAGAGCUAUGAGGAGAAUUUUUACUUCACUUGCCAGCUUUCUGUGAGGAGGCUGUUCAGGUUUGCUACAAGAAUACCAAGCACAAGAGGCAGACAAAGCGUCUCUGAAGAGGUUGGAGUGAAAAUCAGUAGAGUUAUGGGUGAUAUUUUGGCUGACUUGACAUCAUUGCUAAAUCUAAACAACACAGAUCAAGCACAGGCUUAUUAUUUCUGUCUGCAAUUUUCUGAUAUUUUGAAAAUUUUGCUGCAUGAACAAGGGUCAAGUCCUUCGACAUUAUGGGCCUUUUCACAAGCAGGAGGGUUGGAAAAUAUAUUUAAGUUUGUGUAUCAGCUGAAAGAGAUUUCGUUUAAGCUGUAUAGAGAAGAGAAAUUGCCAUAUGAUUUAGUGAACUCGCUUCAAAUAUUAUGAAAUCUUUCAGGAAAAGCUUUAGAAGGACUAGUGAGUGGAAAAUAUGCAGGCUCUGGAGGCUCAGCUGUUCUGAAAGCCUUAAAUAUUGACGGUCCCAAAGAAGUUGUCAAAAAAAUGCAAAACUCUGUCUUCACCUGCAUAAAGAAUCUUAACUUCCUCGAGUGUGGAAUUGUGUCUAAUGCUUUCGCGAAGUCUGUUUUAGAAGUCUUAAAGCAGCUUUCAGACAUGUCAAAAGAGCAGGCUCCUCAAGUGGAUAACUCCACCACAACCCAGCUCGUCGAAAUGGGCUUCCCAGAAAACGUCGCACGUCAAGCUCUUCUUCAUACAGGCGCAUCCAGCAUUGAAUUAGCAAUGGAGUGAAUUUUCAACCACCCUGAAGCCAAUGAUCUAGCUCCUCCGCCUCCAAAAGAAGAAUCACCUACAAUCUCUAUUAAUUUUGAACAUCUCCACCAAAUGCUGAUAAAUUCUCUUCCAGCUAUUCCAUCUAUGAGUGCAUCAGUAGGAGAAAUUCUGUUGAAAAUUUGCAAUAAAGCAGACGCUCCACAUGCUGAUAUUGCAUUUAUGCUUCUUUCCCUAGUGGGGAAUGUUGCAAAUGAGAAGCUAAAAGUAGGGAGUCUGAAAGACGUGACUGAAGGAAUGACAAAUUUAGAGCUAUUUGAAAUCCCAGCUACUUUUGAGCAAUUUAGCGCUUCCUUGCAAGUUCUUUCAGUCUUAUCGUCGAAAUCAGCAGAUAUUUUGGAAAUUAUCAAAGGGAAUAACUUCUGUGAGCACGCAGUGAAUUUUCUCCAAAAACUCUGUGAUGAGCCUGAAAUAAGUGAAGAAAAUUAUCAUUGGAUAGGCUAUUUAUUUUCUAUUGCUGAUAUACUCGUGAAGUUUGGGGAAACUGGCAAAGCUGAAUUAACGUUCACUUUGGCGAGGUUUGUAAAAGUAAAUAAAGAAAAAGGACCAAUUUUAGAUCAAAAUGAAGUAGUGCUGCUAAUACAGCUACUAACUUCUCUUACUGCCAAUAUUGAAUGUGCAAAAAUAUUUUUAGAUGAGGGAGGAUUGCUGCCACUGCUCACAUUUACAAUUUCGAAGCCAGAACCAAGAGGAAAAGCGCUAUUAACCAGCUAUUUCAACUUAGUUAAGCAGCUCUCAGAGGAUCCUUAUAUUUUGCAGGCUACCUUUGAAAUUGCUAUACAACAGGCACUUAAUGGAACUCCUCAGCUAGAUGUUUUCCUUAAAAACUUCAAAUCCCAGGCUAACCGGAGCAAAGAAAUUUUCCAGCACGCUAUGGAUAAUAUGUGCGUGAUAAUGAAAAAAGAAAAAACAGUUGUUGUGAAAUUAAAAAAAGACCGGAAAGACAUCACAGCUGAAAAGUGGAAAACUAUAGAAAUCCUUUCAACUGCCCUCUCAGAAGCAUAUGAAGACGAACAAAUCGGGAAAUCUGACAUGAUUCUUGGAACUGAGCAUAUUGUUUCUCUGAUGGCUGACAUAAUUCAAUGCUAUCCAAUUCUCAUUAAAAACCUUUUUGAUUUGACCCUAACAGCAUCAGAUCCUUUGUGCGCAGAAAAAACCUCAAAACCUUUUCUAACCCACUUAGUUAGAAAUUUCAUCCCUUUCCGAUAUACUUUACAGCUAACAGAAACCCGAAUAAUUUUUAAUCAGCCAGGCACGAAUCAGUCCAUUUCUCCUGAAACUUAUCAAAGUUGGAUAAAAACAACUACAAAACUCCUAAAAGUGCUGACAUUUAAGCAGACCCAUAGGCAUCCCAACACUCCAGUUGCAGAUCUCCACAACUUGCUUUUACUAGAAAAUAAUAAUUCAAUACUCAAAGCGAGAAAAAGAAUUUUCAGGGAGCUUCGUGAUAUGUUUACAGAGCAGGUAAAGAAGCCUUGGUUUGAAAAUGAAAAAUCUAUGAGCAUUGUGAGAACAGUCUCUAUUACUAUUAUGCAGCUGCUUCGUGAGUCGUCUAAAUCUCCUUUUGUUACUACCAACCCUGCAGAAAUCGCAAAGCUAUUGGUUUCUGACCAAAUAAGUAUGGUGCGGCUUCUUUCAGAGACCGUCAAGAAAGUUGACUUAAACUUCAGAAAAGCUGCAUCAAUUUUGAAUCUAAUUUUGGCACCACUUGAGUUGUUGACCAGAUACAACAUCAACUUCAUAUUACACUUAUCUAAACCUUCUCAAGAAUUAGAUGAAGCUGCAGAAGAGCUCCCACAGCAGGACGAAAAUUACCCAAUAGAAGAAAACAACUCAGUUAGUUCAGGUGAAAAUGAAGGAAAUGAAGAGAUUGAAAUUGAGAUUGAAGAGGAAGAAGAGGAAGAGGAGGAAGAUGAGGAAGAAUUAGUGGAAGAUGAAAGUGAUCAUAUAGAAGAAGAGGAAGCACUAGAUGGAAUGGUACUGGAAAGUCAUAAUACUGAAGCCUUUUGGGCAGACGAUUUUGUUGAGGAUGAAGAAAUUGAACCUGGAAGACAGUGGGGACCUGGCAUUGCAGGUAGACGAGAAGAUCAUAACAGAGGAGAAAGACAUAUACUGGAAAAUGCUUUUCAGCAAGAAGCUGAAGAUGGCAGCGCAAUUUACCAGCCAAGAGAAGCGAGAGGACUGCUCAGAGAAUUUGAAGACCCAACCCAGAUAAUGCAGCUGCUGCGAGACUUUGACUCCUCAAAUGAAGAAUUCAUACAGGUCUUGCUCAAUAGAAACAGAGCACAGCCACGAGAAGCUCCAAUAGAAAGAAAUCCUCCCAGACUAGUUCCUGAGCUUGAUACUGUCGUCUUAGAUGAGCUUGCCCAAGAGUUCUCCACAAAUGCAGAAGAAUUUAUUGCAGAAAUGGAGUCAUUAUCGUCUCCAGAAGAAAGCAAAGAAGAACUCUCAAUAGGCCACGAAGAAAUCGUGAUCCCUCCUAUGCAUCUUGACGAAUCUAUCCCAGAAGAAAUAAAACAAGGAGAGCCGAGUAUCCCUGCAUUAAUAAUUGGAGAAAAUGUGAAUCCCAUAGAAAUAAUCCCUCAUGAAGAACAAAAAUCGCCUGACUCCCCCCCCCCUCCGUGAGCGAACAAAACCAUUAGAAAAAUCGCCAUUUUUUGACCAAAAACCCACCCUCCGUGAGUGAACAAAAUAUUUUUUUAAUAGAAAAAAUUUUAAUAGAAAAAAAAUUUUGCUAUAUAAGUGAUAAUUAGUAUAAUGAAAUCUAGAGCUAAUUCUGUUUAAUUUUAAACAAAUUGCGUUUUAAAAACAUAAAUUUUGCAAAUUAAAUUAAUAUUUGCUUCCCAAUUUUUGCAAAUUAGGAUUUUUUUUAAAUUUCGAAAAAAAAAUAUUUUUUAUAAAAUUUAUAUAUAAAUUGUUUUUAAAAAAAAAAAUUAACCCCCCCCUCCGUGAGUGAACAAAAUUUUUUUGUUCGCUCACGGAGGGGGGGGGGAGUGAGCCUCAUAUAGAGGAAGAGGCCAAAGCGGCUAUUCCCAAUGGAGAAGCUCCAAGUGACCCUUCAGCUGUCCCUGAAGGAAUUGAUCCUGCAUUUCUAGAAGCCUUGCCUGAGGACAUUCGCUCCGAAAUUUUAGCUCAGUAUCGAGCUCCACCUGCAAGGCAAAAUAAUGCUAACGCAGACGAUGACUUUUUAGAUGCUCUGCCUCCUGAUUUAAGGGCGGAAGUAAUGCAGCAGCAGAGAGCAGCUAAUAGACCACCUGAAGAAAUGGAUAAUGCAGCCUUCGUAGCGUCUCUAGCUCCAGAUCUGAGAAGAGAAGUGCUAUUAACUGCAACUGAUGAGUUUCUUGCAUCAUUGCCACCUGAGUUUAUAGCUGAAGCUAGAAUGUUGCAAGAAAGAGUAUCCUUGAUUUUUAUAAAAAUUUGGACAAGUCGUUUUAAGCAUUAUUGCAAGGAUUUUUAAUAGUAGUAAAAUUCAAUUAAUUACAGUAUAAGACAGCAUCGACAAAACUUCAUGAUGGAACGCAACCAAGCCCAACAGCACAGGCCUCCAUCCUUAGAAGAAGGAAAAGCUAUUUCCGAAGUAGUUGCUGACGACAAGCUUGCCAACUCUCUCAUACAAGUGGAAGACAGCUUUUUAGAAGUUUUGCUUAAGUGCUUAUAUAUAGCAAAUCCUGUAAACCGCGAUAUCUUCGCAUCAUUGAUGCUUAACUUAUCAGCACAACAGCCAAAUCGUCAUAAAAUGCUUGACGGUCUCAUUAGUUUACUUCUGCAGAUAACGCCCAGAGAUGAUUUUCCGCCACGACAGCUUUAUGGGUCGGAUUCUCUUAUAGAGAACUACAACCAAGUAUAUGCAGUUGUAUCUGGCAGGAUCCUUGACAUUUUGCAACACCUUGCCAAGAUGAAUCCUAAGGUUUCUUUAGACCUAUCAUCUUCUUCCAAGUUCCGACUUCCUUUGAUUAAAAGUAUCAGAGGAAAUGAUGACAUCAGAGGCUUCCAUUCCCUUAUAGAGCUAGUUGAGCAGCAGCUAUUCAGGACAAGCAGCAGUCAUUUGACUCCCCUUAUUAACUUAAUUUUGGCAAUAGUAGACAAGCAAGGAACAAAUGUUCAGAAAAUAGACCAGUUCGCAAUAAGCCAGCUGUGCAGCCUUUUAAGCUAUAAAAGCUUGAAUGAAGCGACAGUCAAAGUUGUCGUGGAUCUUGUGACCAAACUGGCACAAAAUGAAGAAAACCGGGUUCAUAUAGAACAAGCACUGAACACUGAGGUAAAAGUUCUUGGAGAAGAAAUAGCAGAAUCGCUGAAGAGGAAUGAAACAUCAAGGACAGGGAUUAAGGAAUUGCAACUCUUAAGGUUGUGCACAGUCUUAAGAAGCGUUUCAGGGAAAUCGGAAGGGCUAGAAGGGUUGUGGGGGCCACUUACAGAUGUGCUGAACUCAAUAACAACUUUAGAAUCUGACUUAGAAAGCACCACAAACCCAACAUUAAGCAAACUGCUCCCAGUUAUUGAAACAUUCUUUAUUUAUCACAUGGAUGGGAGUAGAGGAGAGGCAUUCCAGACAUUUUGCGACAAAAACCGCAAGUUUAUCAACUUAUUGGUCAAGCAAAAUCCGAGCUUGUUGAAUGACACUUUCCAUUCUUUGAUAACCCGAUUCCCAUCACUUCUUGACUUUGAAAAUAAUCUCUUUCAGGAAGAUGCCUUAAAGGCCUUACAAAUUAAUUUCUUAUUUUAUAUAAAAAUUAGUUACAAAGUUUUAAAUAUUGCACACUAAAUUGUCGUGUGCAAAAAAUAAAAAGAAAUUAUUUCUUAGCCGAAAUCCGUAAACUUCGCUUAGAGCAAGGUUAUGAAAGCAUAAAGCUUCACGUAAGAAGAGCUCAUGUAUUUAUUGAUAGCUUCCACCAACUGAAAGUCAGAAACCCUAACGAAAUGUAUGGAAAACUCCGAGUCCAAUUUAUUGGAGAAGAAGGCUUAGAUGCAGGUGGCUUGACCAGAGAAUGGUACACCUUGCUAGCUCGUGAGAUGUUUAACCCUAACUAUGCUCGAAAUAAAAUGGUGACGUUGACGGAAAUUGGAUUCCGAGGCGCACCUCCUAUGGAGCUGGUAGGACCCAUUGCUGAUGAAACUGAAUAUACAGUCUCAUUCCUGUCAUAAGUAGGCCUUCAGUUGUGGGGAAGCCGUGCCGAAAAGGGAAUUUUAUUUCUCCCCCGAAGGUUUUCCCUGUCCCUGCCAGAUGGGCUAGACAGGUUUUUCCUACCACAUGGUCUUCCUUCAUCGGGACCAUCGGGGCACUCAGACAGAAGUGGCUCUGCCCAAAGGAGCUGAUCCCUUGGACAGGUGGUUUUGAACAGAAAUCAAGAUGGCGUCGGGCCUGGGAGUAUGGUCGCAUCAGAACCCGACCUAGAGUCGUCUUUCGAGCUGAGGUGUUGAGGUCCGCUGGUUUCGCCCACGUAUGGCCUUUUAAAAACUAACUAACUAACUAGCUAACUAUGCUCUCUUUAUCCCAUCAGCAAACGCAGUCGCAUUCCAACCAAACUCAAUGUCCUAUAUAAACUCUGAGCAUUUAGACUUCUUCAAUUUUGUAGGAAGAAUCAUAGGGAAAGCAAUAUGUGAUGGCUACUCCCUCGACCUUUAUUUUACCAGGUCAUUUUAUAAGCACAUCCUUGGGCAGCAGGUUAAUUACCAAGACAUGGAGGAUUUGGAUCCAGAUUUCUAUAAGUCACUCAAAUAUUUAUUAGGAAUCAACUUAAAUGACAGUGACCUUCAUGAGUAUUACUUUGCCUUAGAAGAAGAGGAGUUCGGCAAACUAGAAGUCAAAGAAUUAAUUCCAGGAGGGAAAACCAUAAGGGUCACCGAAGCCAAUAAAAUGGAAUAUAUCAAGUUGCUUUGCCAUAUGAAAAUGACAAAAAAUAUUUUGAAACAAAUAAAUGCGUUUUUGGAAGGGUUCUAUGAAAUCGUACCAAAACAGCUGAUUUCAAUUUUUGAUAGCAAAGAGCUGGAAUUGCUAAUUUCUGGGCUGCCGGAAAUUGAUAUUGAAGAUUUCAAAGCAAAUACAGAGUACCAUAAUUAUACGAAAACAACGCCUGUGAUAGUAUGGUUUUGGGAAGUCCUUGAAGAAUUCUCACAUGAAGAGCGAGCUGAGUUUUUGCAAUUCGUGACAGGUUCUAGCAAAGUCCCAUUAGAAGGCUUUAAAUCUCUUCCAGGAAUGGGCGGCAUCCAACUCUUCCAAAUCCAUAAAAGUUUCACGGACACCGACCGUCUCCCUACAGCUCACACUUGCAUGAACCAACUGGAUCUGCCAGAGUAUCCAUCAAAAGAAAUCCUCCGCUCAAAACUCAAGCUGGCUUGUAGUGAAGGAAAGGAAGGAUUUGGCUUUAUAUAA
Molecule: messenger RNA, 9855 nt
Organism: Blepharisma stoltei
Lineage: Eukaryota; Ciliophora; Heterotrichea; Heterotrichida; Blepharismidae
Source: the annotation of a GenBank genome assembly